Messenger RNA from Tachyglossus aculeatus (Australian echidna), 7486 nucleotides. RefSeq names its product adenylate cyclase 9 (gene ADCY9). NCBI's taxonomy places the organism in Eukaryota, Metazoa, Chordata, Mammalia, Monotremata, Tachyglossidae. The transcript has 11 exons. Gene Ontology annotation, biological process: adenylate cyclase-activating G protein-coupled receptor signaling pathway; cyclic nucleotide biosynthetic process; intracellular signal transduction. The record is from RefSeq and is a predicted model, not a curated record. Gene Ontology annotation, molecular function: adenylate cyclase activity. Bases 142 to 4329 code for a protein of 1395 amino acids.
GGGAGCCGCCGUCCAGAAAGGGCCCGGCGGCGAAACCCGGGGAGCCAAGGGGCCUCCGAGGGCCCCGCCCCAACGCCACCAACCCCGGGCUUCGGACCAAAAAAGAGAAAACCCCCCAGCGUUUUCGGGAAACUUGACAACAUGGCUUCUCCUCCUCCUCCUCCUCCUCACCAGCAGCUGCUGCAUCACCACGGCACCGAGGUGAGCUGUGACUCCAGCGGAGACAGCGGCAGCGUGCGGGUGAAAAUCCAGCCCCACCAUCACCACCACCACCACCACCACUACCACCACCACCCCCCCAACAGUCACCCCAAGCGCUGCAAAUACAGCAUCUCCUCCAGCUGCAGCAGCUCGGGGGAGUCGGGCGGGCUCCCCAGGCCGGGCCGAGGCCUCCGCCGGCAGAAGAAGCUGCCCCAGCUCUUCGAGAGGGCCUCCAGCCGCUGGUGGGACCCCAAGUUCGACUCCCCCAACCUGGAGGAGGCCUGCAUGGAGAGGUGCUUCCCGCAGACCCAGCGCCGGUUCCGCUACGCCCUCAUCUACCUCGGCGCGGCCUGCCUCCUCUGGGGCGUCUACUUCGGCGUCCACGUGGGAUCGCACCCGGUGGCCUUGGCCGUGCCGGCCCUGGCCUUCCUCCUGGUGUGCGCCUGCUUCUUCCUCUUCACCUUCACCGAGCUGUACGCCCGGCAUUACGUGUGGACCUCGCUGAGCCUCACCCUCCUGGUCUUCGCCCUGACCCUGGCGGCCCAGUUGCCGGUGGGGACGCCGCACUCCGGCGGAGAGGACCGGGCCAACCUCACGCCCCCGGCCGCGCCCCCCCGUUCCUGCCUCUCGCAGGUGGGCAGCUUCUCCGUGUGCGUCGAGGUCCUCCUGUUGCUCUACACCGUCAUGCGUCUGCCCCUGUACUUAAGCCUCCUGAUGGGCGUCACCUACUCGGUGCUCUUCGAGACCCUCGGCUUUCACUUCCGAGACAGGGACUGUUACCACGCGCUGGCCCCCCGGGCGGUGCACUGGGAGCUGCUGAGUAAGGCCCUGCUCCACGUCUGCAUCCACGCCAUCGGCAUCCACCUGUUCGUCAUGUCCGAAGUCAGGUCGAGGAGCACGUUCCUGAAGGUGGGGCAGUCGAUCAUGCACGGGAAGGACUUAGAAGUGGAGAAGGCCCUGAAGGAGAGGAUGAUCCACUCCGUGAUGCCCCGAAUCAUAGCGGACGACCUGAUGAAGCCGGGGGACGACGACAGCGAGAACUCCGUCAAGCGCCACUCCACCUCCAGCCCCAAGAACAGAAAGAAAAAGUCGUCCAUUCAGAAGACCCCCAUAAUAUUCCGCCCCUUCAAAAUGCAGCAGAUCGAAGAAGUGAGCAUUUUGUUCGCCGACAUCGUCGGCUUCACCAAGAUGAGCGCCAACAAAUCCGCCCACGCCCUCGUGGGCCUCCUGAAUGACCUCUUCGGGCGCUUUGACCGGUUGUGCGAAGAAACCAAGUGCGAGAAGAUAAGUACCUUGGGGGACUGUUACUACUGCGUGGCCGGCUGUCCGGAGCCCCGAGCGGACCACGCUUACUGCUGUAUCGAAAUGGGCCUGGGCAUGAUUAAAGCCAUCGAGCAGUUUUGCCAGGAAAAGAAAGAGAUGGUGAACAUGCGGGUCGGGGUGCACACCGGGACCGUCCUCUGUGGCAUUCUGGGCAUGAGGAGGUUUAAAUUUGAUGUGUGGUCAAACGAUGUCAAUCUAGCCAAUCUCAUGGAGCAGCUGGGAGUGGCCGGCAAGGUUCAUAUUUCGGAAGCGACGGCGAAGUAUUUAGACGAGCGUUACGAGAUGGAGGAUGGGAAAGUUCUUGAACGGGUUGGCCAGAACGUCGUUGCCGACCAGUUGAAAGGUUUGAAGACAUACCUGAUUUCAGGUCAGAAAGUGAAGGAACCACAGUGCAGCUGUUCAGAGACAGUAGUCGCUGGCUUUGAGGCAGGCGGCGGGUCGAGAUUAUCUUCAGGCCCUACGGUCCAGGGCCCAGCGUCUCUAGAGAGUACGGACGAUCUGACGCAGACCACCAAAGCCUUGGAGAAAUCUAAGGUUCAUGGAAAGGAGCAAGGAGAAGUUGACACAAAGGCAACAACAGAGUCAUUCUCAGGUGAAGAAGGAUCAACCUGGAUUCAAAUCAGUGAGACAUGUCCCUCAUGCGGAGUGGCAUUUACUCCCAACUCUGAAAUCAGUGCUGAGGAAACAACAGUUCAGAAUGGCUGUCAUGAAGAGCAUAAAAGCAAUGCAAAGCAGGCUUCUGAAGGACACAGUCCAAAGGCCCAAAAUGGACUUUUGAGUCCACCGCAAGAAGAGAAAUUAACCAACAGCCAGACGUCACUGUAUGAAAUGUUACAGGAGAAAGGAAGAUGGGCAGGAGUGAGCUUGGAUCAAUCAGCUCUCCUUCCACUGAGAUUCAAAAAUAUCCGAGAAAAGACAGAUGCUCAUUUUGUCGAUGUUAUUAAAGAAGACAGCCUGAUGAAGGACUAUUUCUUUAAACCUCCCAUUAAUAAAUUGAGCUUGAACUUCCUGGAUCGUGAUCUAGAGAUAACAUACAGAACCAGCUAUCAAGAAGAGGUUAUAAAGAAUUCUCCUGUGAAGACAUUCGCCAGUGCUACCUUCAGUUCCCUCCUGGAUGUGUUCCUGUCCACAACUGUUUUCCUAAUCCUCUCCAUCACCUGCUUCCUGAAGCACGGAACGGCUUCUGUAUCGCCUCCCCCAGCUGCGGUCGGGGUUUUCAUCAUCGCCAUUCUGUUGGAAGUGCUGUCUCUUAUCGUCUCAAUUAGAAUGGCAUUUUUCCUGGAAGAGGUAAUGAUUUGUACCAAGCGCCUCCUGGAAGUGAUAGCCGGUUGGCUUCCUCGGCAUUUUAUUGGAGCCAUCCUGGUUUCACUCCCUGCUCUCGCCGUCUUUUCACAUUUCACCGCCGACAUUGAAACAAACAAACAUUAUACCAUGUUCAUGUGCUCUGCCAUCCUGAUCACCAUUGUGCAGUAUUGUAACUUUUGCCAACUAAGCUCCUGGAUGAGGUCCUCCUUAGCCACCAUUGUGGGAACGGUGCUUCUCAUCAUACUCUACAUCUCGGUCUGUCCCGACAGGUCCAUGGAAAUUUCACAUCUAGAUACAGUGCAAAAUAUCAGUUCCAGGAAGAAUCCAUGCAACAGUUCUCUGCCAAGUAGCAGCUGGAGACCAGGCGCAAUCGAACAGGAAGCGAUACUCAUUUUCUUUCUCCUACUCCUGCUGGUCUGGUUCCUGAAUCGAGAGUUCGAAGUCAGCUACCGUCUCCACUAUCAUGGAGACGUAGAAGCUGAUCUUCACCGCACCAAAAUCCAGAGCAUGAGAGACCAGGCUGACUGGUUGCUGAGAAACAUUAUUCCCUAUCACGUGGCAGAGCAGUUGAAAGUUUCCCAGAGCUACUCCAAAAACCACGAUAACGGAGGGGUCAUCUUUGCCAGCAUCGUCAACUUCAGCGAGUUUUACGAAGAGAACUACGAGGGAGGCAAGGAGUGCUACCGAGUCCUCAAUGAACUGAUAGGUGAUUUUGACGAGCUGCUGAGCAAGUCCGAUUACAGCAGCAUCGAGAAGAUCAAAACCAUCGGGGCAACUUACAUGGCGGCCUCGGGCUUGAAUACCUCCCAGUGUCAAGACAGCGACCACCCACAUGGACAUUUGCGGACCCUUUUUGAAUUUGCCAAAGAAAUGAUGCGUGUUGUGGAUGACUUCAACAACAACAUGCUGUGGUUUAACUUCAAGCUUAGGAUUGGCUUUAACCACGGCCCCCUCACCGCUGGAGUAAUCGGCACCACCAAGUUGUUAUAUGACAUCUGGGGGGACACGGUGAACAUCGCAAGCAGGAUGGACACUACCGGAGUGGAAUGCCGCAUUCAGGUGAGUGAAGAGAGCUACCGGAUCCUAAACAAGAUGGGGUACGACUUUGACUACAGGGGGACGGUGAACGUGAAGGGGAAAGGUCAGAUGAAGACCUACCUUUACCCAAAAUGUAAUGACAACGGGAUCGUGCCCCAUCACCAGUUGUCUAUAUCUCCAGACAUCCGCGUGCAAGUAGACGGCAGCAUCGGACGGUCUCCUACAGACGAGAUUGCCAACCUGGUGCCUUCCGUACAGAAUUCCGACAAGACAUCUCACGGCUCUGAAAAUAACACAGAGGCGAGGGACCUCCACAUCCCCUCCAAGAAGCUCCGGAGAGAUCCGGGAAAGGCCGAAGAAAAGUGCCGGUUUGGCAAAGCCACCGAGAAGCCCGACUGUGGAGAAAGGGGGACAGAGGAAGCCAACGAGCUAACCAAACUGAAUAUUUCAAAGAGUGUAUGAUGCAGCAGCCGAGAGCUGCGUGAGGUGCUCUGUCCGUAUUGACAUUUGCGAUUGGCUGUUUUCUUUUCAAGAGAAAGAUUUUCAGGACCCGGGUUGUAUAGUCUGUUGUCAUUUGAAGCCCCGGAGGGCUGUCGAGCACAGUUAUUCAGGGUUUGUUUUCGUCCAUCUCUCUCCCCUCUUCCUGCUCCCCUAAAGCACCCGUUUCUUUAGCGUAACUCUCUUUCAGAUGUGUGGGGGAUAACAAGUGCCUUCAGGAAUAGUCCACGGCCUUUCAGUCCGAGACCAGAGGCCUCUGGUGAAAUCAUGGCUAUAGGUACCAAUCGAAUCUUCAAGCAAAAGCUGUGGUUUGCGAUCAUUUUUAUUGUUGUUUCUCACAAGACGCUCUUUUUUGGCUGAUCUUCGGAAUUUGGUUUUCUCUUUUUGUACAUAUGAUAUAGCAUUUUACAGUUAUUAGAACUUUCUAUGUAAACACCUGCAUACCUGCGUUUGGGAAACUGAUACAAAAGUGCCAGUAGUCUACCAAAAGGGAAUGUUAAAGGGUAAGGGGGUGGGCGGAGUCUUGCUUUGGGAUGUGUUAAGGAAGGAGUCGUUUCACUGUGUGUGACUCAACCGGGAGAUUAAAGCUGGCAUUAGAGCUGUCCCAGGUCCACCUUCUUUCCCAGUGCUCUGAUCCAGCGAAUGUGCCAUUUCUGUGCUCUGGAUGCCCUGCUUCUCUUACUUCAAGUGGUUUAAAACAGUUCAGACUUCACCGGUCUUGAGAUUCAAAAGGCGAAAAAAAGUGUCUUCAGUCUGGGCCUCAGGAAUUUAGAAGCCAUCUUCAUUUUAUCCCUUCUCGUGGGGGAUUUUCAAGCUUGGGGUCAAGUUGGUGUCUUUGAAGCUGGCCUGUUUGAGAGAAAACACUUCAAACUGAAUAUUUUGGUAUCACAUCUAUUUAUUUAUUUAUUGUUCGAUAAAUGUGUUUGAGGGGUUUUUUUUGGUUUGGUAGGGAGAAAUAGGAUUUGUAGGGUUUAGUAGUGGAUGUAAUGAAGCAGUAAUAAGGUGUCCGUUGAUAUUUCAGCCACUUCAAGCUAUCAACCACUGUGAGGAUGUUAGUAUUUGUGUGAAGACUGGUGUGACCGUCAGUCAUCAAAAUGCAGAGUGAGUGUGAAAAACCCCAGCUUUUCCUUUGGGUAUGAAAUGCCAAUGCUACCCAAUGUUCUGCAAGGCCACGAGGCAAGGUUUGAGACUGAGAUUCUUCCUGUUUCAUUAUAAGAACGCGUAUCAUUACCUGAGAAGCACAAAAAAAGAGAUAGACACUACUAACGUUCCCUUAGCAAGCUUCCACAAAUAUAAGCCGUUUCUUCUUUCUGGUUUUGGGCUGAAGGGCCCAUUUGGGGUACCCUAUGUUCUUGUAAGGUGGUUCCACCUUAUUUAGAGAGAACGCUGUCUUGCACUAUAAUAGGAUAGAAAAGUAUACAAUAAUCUCUACCCGAAUGAGUUUGUCCACUUAGGGGAAAGGAUAACCUGUGUGGGAAAUUCUUUGGUUUUUCUUUGCGCUGGGUCAUGAAUUGUAAUGAUUUUCUUCCCUCUUAAUUGCUAAAACUGAGAAUUGAAACCUGAAGAUAAUUCUGCUACGAUCAUUCGUAAUAUGUUGCUAGAGCACAGGUCCCAAAAUAAUUAGAGAGAAAAGUGUCGGUACCUCGUAGACAUUUUCCUCUCGCUGACAUAGAUCUUCCUGUCUUUCUCCUUUCUUUUAAAUGGAGUUUCUCUGAAAUUCUUGUUUCUCAUGAAUGCAGUUUUUGCAGCACCAAUAACGGUCCUAAAGGAUGCAAGGAAAGGCAUUAAUUAGUAUAAGUUUGUUUCAAAAUAUUCAUGCCAUUGAGCAACAUUUGCAAAUUUUACAACUGUAAAAAAUUUCCUUCGGUUUUGAUCUUUUCAGUAUGUCUUCCAUUUUUCCAGGAUAGUUGGACAAAUUCCUCUGGCCUUCAAAGAAUGUAUUACCAGGAAAAUCUAUAGAACUUUUUGUUACCUCUAGAAACACUAACUGAAGCUCUCCUAAUAGCUAAAAAUUGUCACCACUUAGAAUUUGUCAGUGUUCUGCUGAAUAUUUUAAUCUCUUUUUUCUUUCCUCCACUCAUUUCACUUUGAGGCUUUCAGCAAUGCCCCAGGGUUAAAACUGUUGAUUGCUGAAUUGGGUUCUGUGAUUUUUCUCAUCUUCCCAUUAAGUACGAGCUAAUAUAGCUCCUGUUGGGCUUUGGUCACGUGAGACUUACAAUUUCCUUUUCCUGUAACUGGGCUGUCUAAAUAUUCUCAUAUGAAAUCAAUAACCUGCGAACGGAAUUAAGGAUCAUAUAGAUUUAGACAUCUGAGUCAGUUUAGUACAAACACAAGUUAAAAUGAAGGAAGAUUUCCUAUUGGAUACAAUGAUGCUGUCUGCAAGCGGAACCCGACUGGGCCUAAUAAAUAAAUGGCCAGGGUGAGUGGUCCUUUAACGAUGCUAAACAAAUUUGAUCCCUUCCCUCACCAUCGCAUCAUUCACUUUAAUACCACAAAAUCUACAGGAAAAUGGUGUGACUCUGAUCAUUUUGGCAUUAAGCAAGUCAUGAUUGAAGACAGACAGACAUUUCUCAGCUUUUAGCUCAAAUUCCACCAUCUGCUCUUAAAAUGAAUUUGCUCUGCAAUGUAGCAAAUACCCUGUGCGUUUAGUUUAGGAGGUGAUAUUUGAUUUUAGAAUUCAUUGUGCACAGAUAGUAUUUUGUGGUUGCGAUUGAUAUUUAUUGAUACCAGUCAAAGGAGACUGUUAAAAGCAAAAAAGAAAAAAGAAUAACCCAGUGCUCACAGAUGCUGCGUCCUUUAGUUUUAAGUACUUGAUUCUCUUUUAUGCAAUUCAGACCCAGCUAUAAAAACAGCAAAUGCUUUAAAUAUUUGUAGUGAUUAAAAAGAAGCAUAUGUGGAUAAUUCCAAUCGCCGUCUGCUGAAUUGCAUGUCAGAACAUGGCUCAAAGCCAAAAAGGGAGUAUAUUCAUACAUUAAUUAGUUGACGAUGAGGUUUGUCAAUGAUAAAAAGCCUCUGUGUUUGCGUUGUUGAUUCUUUGGGGAGCAACUUUGAAGAAACACUGACUGUUUCAAAAGUUAUACUGUUCCCUAAAUUUGAAAUGCAAUGAACAAAAACAAACUGC